CAACAUUUCAUGUCCUUUUCUAUGCCAUCUAUGCCAUCAACCACAAAUGACAAGGUCAAUAUUUCUAGUUAUGGGUGUUUUAGCCAUCCUUGGGUAUGCAUCAAUGUGUAGAGCCACAACGUACACGGUGGGUGACACCUCUGGUUGGGACAUAGCCACCGAUGUCGAUUCAUGGGCUCAAGAUAAACAUUUUGUCGUUGGUGACGUUCUUUCUUUUCAAUACUCUUCAAGUCAUAGUGUGGCGGAGGUGAAUCGAGAUAGAUACGAGGGGUGCAACACGACCAAUGUACUACAACCAAGUAGUAAUGGGAACACAACAUUUGCUUUGACAAAACCAGGAGAUAGGUACUUCAUAUGUGGUAAGCAGCUACAUUGCUAUGCUGGAAUGAAGCUUCACGUGGUUGUUGAAGGUAAGGCCGCAGAAGCACCUGCCGGAGCACCACAGGCGGAGUCCGGUGGUGAUUCCACCACCACCACGAUCCCUUCUUCAAAAAAUAAUAAUCCAUCGCCUAUUGUUCGUAAUUCAUCCACAUUUGUGCGUGUUGGGUUUAAGUCACUAGUUUUCGUGGCUUUUACAUGUCUUAUGUCAUGGAUUAUGUAG
This is a messenger RNA of Lactuca virosa, 601 nucleotides long. Lineage: Eukaryota; Viridiplantae; Streptophyta; Magnoliopsida; Asterales; Asteraceae. The record is from the annotation of a GenBank genome assembly.